Dicrocoelium dendriticum is the source of this 768-nucleotide messenger RNA. The record is from the annotation of a GenBank genome assembly. NCBI's taxonomy places the organism in Eukaryota, Metazoa, Platyhelminthes, Trematoda, Plagiorchiida, Dicrocoeliidae.
CUACAGUUGACGUAUAUGCGCGAUAUUUUGAAAUCGCUAUGUGUUUCCGCGGUCGCUGGCAGUGCAUUUUCCAAAGACCAUGUCAUAAGGAAUAUAUUGAAACACAUUUACAAUAAGUGCGAUAAUUGUGCAAGAAAACACCGCGCCAGGUGAAAGUUUGCUGUUGGGAAGAAAAAACUUGGAAGCAUGAGCAAACCUAUUUUACUUGAACCAGACAUCCGUUCACUUUUAGAGAGCAUGGGUGAAAUAACAUGUACCGUCAACUCCCGAGAAUAUUCGCAACUAGGCAUAAUUUCGCUACGAGAGACCUGGCUUCACGAGGAGGCAGAUGAAGCAUUUGUAUCUGUAGAAGAGUUCACAUAUCAUCGGGUCGAACGCCCUGGGGCCUACCGUGACCGUGGUGAUGGAGUCAUCAUUUACGCCAGCAAUUGCUACUGCGUCUCUUCGAAAGUUUUGUUUCGCUUCUUUUCUCCAAGCAUUAGCCGUUUAUUUUCUGAGUUGUAAGCCCAGAUGUAUCAGUCCGUACCGCUCAAUCUUACUGGUUGACAUCCAGAUUUCACACGCCAGUCAGAAACCUGAAGCGGAGGAAUAUCAGGACGAGUUUACUGCGACUGUCGUAUUUUUGCUAAUGAAUUUAACCGAUUUGACACCGCUUUUCUCACAAGUCUUGGGCUAGAAAACAUCGUGAAUAGCCCCACUAGAUCCAAUGCGACUCUGGAUCUGGUAUUUUUAUCAAAAGGGAGCUGUUCCCCAUGUGUAAUAAAGCGC